This is a messenger RNA of Spodoptera litura, 5436 nucleotides long. NCBI's taxonomy places the organism in Eukaryota, Metazoa, Arthropoda, Insecta, Lepidoptera, Noctuidae. The record is from RefSeq and is a predicted model, not a curated record.
ACGAGAAAGCGUAUCCUCCAUUUUAUUUCCAUUUAUUUGAUAUUUCUAAACAGAAAAAAUCAUUUGUGAUCGCGUGAUAUUUACAAGGCGUAUUUCCAAAAUAAGUGCGGAUUUCCAAAGUGAUUCCACGUUCGAAAUUUCAAUUCAAAAGACGAUUCCAUAAAGCGUGUGCUUACGUAAUAUUUUUUUCUUAAAUCAAGAUUGUGUAAGUGUUCGGAAGGCAAAGGUGAAGCGGCAAGGAAUGCUCAAGGUGGCGCGCUAGGGAAUGCUGAGCGGCGCGAUCCUGAGCGCAGCGCCGGUGUCCCUGCGCGGCCUGGCUCCAGGUCUGCCGGCCGCUCGACCCGCGCUCCUCGCCGCCCUCGUCAUGCAUGCACUACAUGACCGCCAGGAUGAGGCCAGCUUCAUAGAGAAUGGUCUUCUCUCGUACGAGAAUCCGAACUAUCACUUGGACCCAUCUCGACUAGAGUCAGCGAUAUACAGUGACUUGUACGAUAUGCAUGACGAGAAGAACACGCCGGACGAGUACGACAGCUACCUCGACAACAGGAGAGUCGAGGAUGAGGCAGCUUCGCCUGUUACAAAAACUAGUGACAAAAGCGGACUAAUCACGCCGCCUCAAAAUGGCGGCGAGGAGUCCCCCCCACCUGAGAAGGAGCGAGCAGACCGCGAGGAUUCAGAGAAGAGUCACUCGACCCCAGUGCCGCACUCUGCUGAGGGGCCAAACGAUGACCUAUACGCAAUACCGGUCAAAUUGAGACCCAAAAAGGAACCCCAACUGCCGCCAGGAUGGGAGAAACACGAAGGUACUCGUAGGAGAUAUAACGACGGACCUUAUUAUUGGCACAUAAAAAGUGGGACAAUUCAAAGAGAGAUCCCCAAGAUGCCGCCCAUAGAAGCCAAGGAGUCCCGCAUUUCCAUGGUCAGGGACUGUUCCAAUCUGUCUGAAGUCAGCAAGUAUGAGGGCAGUAUGAUGACUAGUUCCGUCACCAGGAGUACCACCAGUGGAGCUCUGGACCAUGAUGGACAGGAAGCCGAGAGGAAACGGAAAGAGGAGAUGUCUUACAAACGUCGCAGUUUCCCAGCCCGUCCAGAGCCAGACAACGGCCGUGCCGUCAGGUUUUUCGUCCGCUCCCUGGGUUGGGUUGAGAUUGCAGAGUCCGAUCUCACCCCAGAAAGGUCCAGUCGUGCGGUCAAUAAGUGCAUCGUGGACCUCAGUUUAGGCCGCAACGAUCUGCUGGACCAAGUCGGACGUUGGGGUGAUGGCAAGGAUCUCUUCAUGGACUUAGACGACGGAGCUCUAAAGCUGAUCGACCCUGAAAGCCUGAACACACUGCACACACAGCCCAUACACACCAUCCGUGUUUGGGGAGUCGGCAGAGACAACGGCCGUGAAAGGGACUUUGCAUACGUGGCCCGUGAUCGAGCGACACGCAAACACAUGUGUCACGUGUUUCGCUGCGAGGCGCCUGCGCGUAGCAUCGCCAACGCUUUGCGCGACAUCUGCAAACGCAUCAUGAUCGAGCGCUCCCUGCAACCCCCGCCACGUCCCACUGAUCUACCGGCUACUAGGCGGCCUAGACCACUGUCUGUGGGUGCAGCAUUCCCAACGCCGAUGGAGGAGCCCCGUAAGACAGUGCGCGCGCUGUACCUGGGCAGCGCGGAGGUAGCGCGUGCGACCGGUAUGCGCGUACUCAACGACGCACUCGAGCGCCUCGCCGCCGCGCGCCCGCCCUCCGCCUGGCGCCCUGUAGCUGUCGCUGUAGCGCCCUCUAUGAUCACUAUUACUGAUGAAGGGGAUACAACCCCAAUAGUGGAGUGUCGAGUCCGCUACUUAUCGUUCCUGGGCAUCGGUCGCGACGUGCGUCGUUGUGCGUUCAUAGUGCACACAGCGCAGGACCUGUUCGUGGCGCACGCCUUCCACGCCGAGCCCUCCUCCGGGGCACUCUGCAAGACCAUUGAGGCUGCUUGCAAGGUGAGGAACUUACCCACCAAGCAGACACUGCGUUACCAGAAAUGUUUGGACGCGCAUGGCGGCUCCGGGUCCCUAGGCGCGGGUCCCCUGGGCGCCGGGUCCGCAGGGUCGGACUCGUCCCGGGGCUCCAUCGGCGCCGCCCUCAAGUCCCUCGUUGGGUCGCUCACUGGGCGCAGGGGUUCCUGAACUACACUCAACUCGCCGCACUCCGAUGAUGAGCCAUUACCGCCGGAGGAGUGCGGCCCGGCGGCCUGCGACCCGAGCGACAGUGCUGCCGCCGACACACAAUAGUGUCACCGCUUGCCGCCAUUACGUCACGUCAUACUACUCACUGCUACUGUAUCGUUUUAACAGAGUAACAAUAACAUUACGCGCCUUUACUCAACUAGGAUAAUAACUAUGAUCUCAUAAUUAUGGAGGAACCUAAGCUUGGUCAAAUAAAAUGCGUGAUAGAAUAAGGAAAGAGAUUACAUAAUGUGAUUGACACAUCGCACGUUGACGUACAAAAGAGCGCGAAUCGCCAUAUUGCCGCCAUACUUGAAUUUUCUUCACCAUCCAAAUACGUUUACUUGUUAAAACGAUACAAAACUAUUAUAAGCCGACUGAGAAAAUUGACUAAAUAAAAACUAGCCAUCAUAGUUUUGCUUAACAUUAAAUUGACGAACAAAGAUCCAAGUCUGUCAAAUACAAGGACGAUUAGUCGAUAAUUUGACAAGCAGGACUUAUAUUAUACAUUUCAAACAAACUCGACUGCAUCAAUUAACAUAUCUAUUAGUUUUUUUACGCUAAUAGGCUCCCAUAUUUAGUGGAAAUAUAUUAAAUACUUAUCUACAUAAAUAAUUACGUGCAAUAUAACAAUAGACAUGGGUAAUUUUAUGGAUUAAUUUAAGAAAUAAACAGGAACGUGUUUUAAUAUUAACUAUUUCUGUUAUUUUGUUGAUUUUCAAUCUAAGUACUUAAACUUGUACAUAAAAAUGUUAGAGUUCUGUAACUUCACAUUUCUAACGAACUUUGUGAACUAGAUGUGAAAAUGUCAGAAAAAAAAAACUAAAAAUACCACUGUGAAGUUACUAAAUGUUUGAAUGAAGUUUUUAAACUAAUUUAAUUAAUGUUAGAGUAAGCGUAAGUUGGUGUUUUAUAGUGACAGGUUAUAUCGCAACGUUAGGCAAGCUAGCUUCUUCCAUAUCUACUUUUAAACGCCCUAAGUUUGGUACUAAGGUUUAUACUUAAUCAGACUGUAUUACUAAAACAUUAAUUAAAUUAAAUACUCCCAUUGUUACCUUCCCUGCUUAUACUCUGUUGAACUAUGUGUUACCUCGAGUUGUAUAAAACCUCUACUUUGGUGUUAGAUGUUAAAUUUUAAACUUAAAAUUGAUAUUUAAUAUUUAAAAUGUAACGGCGAUUUUUCUAUAAGUUUGUCUUACAAACUACAUAGAAUAAAUAUUGCGUUCUUUUAAAUAUUAAAUGAAGUUAGGAAUAACAUUCUAGAAUAUAAUCGCUGAUGUCCAGAUAUCAAACAAUAUUUAGGGCUGAUGUUUGUAAUAAAAAUAAAUUGGUGUGUUGCCAAAUUCAAGUGUUAAAUUACUCGACAUAAAAAACGCGGAUUUGACAUUUGAGUUUGACAUUUUAUUGUUAGGAUUUACCAAAUUCUUGGUCUCUUGAAGGUUACCCUAUAAAUUACUAGUCCAUAGAAGUAGGUACGUUAAGCUUUUGUAAAUUUAAUGCUAUUUAUAUAUAUUACCAGUGUGACACAAUAUCUCGUCACAACACUAUUGAUGUUAACAUAGAUUUUGUGUAAAAUUAAUUGUAAGACUCAUACUUUGGGAUGUCGGAAGUUCUUUGUAAAUAAUUGUAAACUUAAUGGGAGUAAAUAUAAGGUAGAUAAUGGAUUGAUAGAGGGCAGUUCCCGGUGAGAGCUGGCCUGGUAGGAGCACGCUAUGGAUAGUCAAUCGUAUGCUGACUAUAAUAGAUGUAAUAUUGCAGUGUGUGUGGGAAGUAUUGGUGUUGAGCACGGUAUGUACCUAGAGAAUAAGGCAUCAAUGGUUUCCAAAAAACUUUGGUUCGUAGUAUAAUUGUAACGAAUAUAGGACCCUAUGAUUAUAAAUAAAGAGUUUAUUUUUGCUUAAGCUUUAAGAUAUUGAGGAUUUCGAUUGCUAAAGAUAAAUAUUUUUUGUAUGAUCACCUCAUAAGUAUUUAUAACAUUUAUAUAAAUCUAAGCUUUUUGGGCGUAAAUUAUCCCUUUAGUUCUGCAUUGUGAGGGCUCAAAUUUAAAGUCCAAGUCUAUAAAAUAUGUGACGACUUAAUGUCAACACUCAGAAACUAGACUUUAAAUAUUGAGUGAUGGUAAGAUCCACCAUCAACAUAUAAUUUAGAGAUCCAUUCAAAUCGCUAACCUCAUUGUUACAAGGGUGUUCGAAACACAUUGAGCUUUCAAUAUUAUAUAUUUAUACGUAAUAUUCAAAUCCGCUCGUAUUUAAAUUAGAAUAAAACAAAUCGUAAAAUCGGCCAUUUUACAUGCAUAAAAUAUAAAACAAAAUGGCUGACGAGUUGCCAUGUGCGGCUUACGUAGAUUAGAACAUUUUCAUAAGGAGAGCUGUAACGAAAAGAGGGAAUUGGGACCCAUGAAAAAAAGAUUUUCGAAUUAAAUUUGACUUUGCCAUAGUUGAAGUUAACCCGUUGACCUUUAAAGACUUCAAAACUAGGAAACCAGUCAACUAUGGGAAGUGAAAUGAGUUCCAAAGUUACUUGAAACGUAUUAUUACUUAAUUAAAAGUGUUUUUGUGUCUGUAACACUUCGACAAAUAUAGUUAACUUGAUAGUGUAUGAGAGAGAGAGCGACCUCUGAAAAGGUAUGACGUCACUACACAAUUUUAUUGUACGAUGACUCAGACGACAUUCAAAAGACCUUUAUCAACAAACAACUAUUUAGAGGUCGUUCUAUUUCACUAGAAUAAGGCAUUCGAGUUAGAAUAUCACAAAAUAGCUUCAAAGUAUAUUUCAAAUAUUAGAGAAUCAGUGUCGCUUCACACUUAUAUAUAAAUAUAAUGAUACACUGAGCUGUUCUGUAAUACGUAACGUUAGCAUAGUGUUAUUCACACUCUAAUACUAAGUGAAAGUCAUUAUUUAUACAAGAAUAUAUAAAUAUAUAAGGGCGGGGUUGUCAUAGAGGAACGUUUAGAGGUAGGUACUCUCUACUCGUUGUUUUAUGAGGGCUCUCUUCGCGCAAUACAUUGUGACAAUGCAAGCUUCAACGGCCUUUUAUCUGGUGGAGUAUGUCAAUAUUUUCUAUAAAGUAAACGUUUAUGUAGUUUAUUAGAUAGCUUGUGAAUUCCUGUUUUCUAGCUCACUGUUGAAUACGAUCGGGAAGAUGUUAUAUACAGUCAUCGCUUGACAGCUUAAAAGCCUUCAAACUGUGGCUUUUAAUGAAUACUUUUGUGAAAUUAAUAAAAAAAUAUUCAUACACA